GUACAUCCCGAUAAAAAAUAAAAUGAAAACAUAUGAUCAAGCAUUCAAGUGACUCAAGUGUUGCCGAUUGUUAUUAGCAGUCACAUAUAUGUCAUAUUACAUAUUUACUGCAUAGCUGAUAGCUAAAAACUAGAAUAAACAAAAGCUGUGAUAAAAUGGAGGACAACAACCAUUGGCAGAUUGGCAAGUCUGUUCUGGAACGUAAUGAACAUAUGCUGACCAAUCAGGUGAUGUGUGAUGUAACCUUCAUAGUAGGACAAGAUCGGUCUCCUAUCAAAGCACAUAGAUACAUGUUAGCCAGCAGUAGUCCUGUAUUCUUUAACAUGUUUAAUGGAGCAGUGGCUGAGAAAGGUGAUGUGAGAAUUCCAGAUAUAAAGGCUGAUGUCUUUAGUGAACUACUACAGUUUAUUUACACAGAAGAAAAUGACAUCACCAACGAAAAUAUUCAUGAUAUGAUAUAUGUAGCCGACAAAUACAUGAUGGAUGAACUGAAGGUCAAAUGUGAUCUUUUUCUCAAAAUGAAAAUGAAUGAAACUACAGCAGUUUCAAUUUUACAUACAGCACACAGUUUUGAAUUAGAAGAAACUCUUGAUAAAGCUAUGUUCAUUAUAAGCUGCAAACCAGAAGAAUGCCUUUCGUCACCAGAAUUUAUUCAUUUAUCCAGACAGUGUGUGGAGAUGAUUUUGAAUUGCAAUAUAAUGAUUUGUCAAGAGGAGGUUCUGUAUGAAGCUGCUAUGAGGUGGGGAAGACAUCAGUUGGAACAAAACAAUCAAGAGAUGAAUGAUAAGAAUAUUAGAGAUGAGCUUGGAGAUCUGAUUUUACGCAUCAGGUUCCCACUCAUGAAGCAAGAUUACUUCUCCAGACAAAUUUCCACUAGAGAUAUUUUAACAAAAGAUGAGAUAGUCCAAAUUUUUCAAUCAUUUAAUGAUCAGCAAUUAACCAAUUGCAUCUUUAGAAUAGAGAAGAGACAUCCCGAACCAAUAUCUUUUUUCAGGUGUGAGGUGAAUAAUAAUCGUGCAGCCAGAUGGAUAACUAAAUGUGAGGAUGAUUUAGCCUUCAAAGUGGACAGAGAUUGCUUUUUAAAAAGUGUAAUUCUAUUUACACCAAGGGUGAUGGGUAAAACUGUACCAGAAAUUGACUUGAACAUUGUCAUAAAAUCCAAUGACGGAACUAAGCAGAUAUCCAUAACAAAAUGUAUGGAGAUUCUAGAUUUAAGAACACCAAACAAAUCAGUAACUGUUACUAAUGUGUUUUCUAUCCCAAUACCAGUCAAAAAGGAAAUAAGAUACACGAUUCGUCUUAUGUGUGCCUCGCCAGAAAACUAUUAUUUCUUUAUCACAGGUAAAAACUAUCGACCAACAGUGACUGAAGAUGGUAUAACAGUAACAUUUCUUAAAGCAAACACAGAUACCGAGACAGAUAUCAGUCGAGGUCAAUACCAGGGAAUUGAACUUGGAAAAUUAGAAUAUACUUAAUUAGAAACUUACAAGUAAUUGAUAGAAGCCAGCUAGGGAACAUCGGAAUUGAACUUAGAAAGCUAGAAUAUACAUAUUAAUUAGAAA
Molecule: messenger RNA, 1562 nt
Organism: Mytilus trossulus (common blue mussel)
Lineage: Eukaryota; Metazoa; Mollusca; Bivalvia; Mytilida; Mytilidae
Product: BTB/POZ domain-containing protein 6-like
Exons: 3
Coding region: 156-1475 (439 amino acids)
Biological process (GO): neurogenesis
Cellular component (GO): cytosol
Molecular function (GO): protein binding
Source: RefSeq, a predicted model, not a curated record